This is a messenger RNA of Verruconis gallopava, 1031 nucleotides long. Its product is annotated as V-type proton ATPase proteolipid subunit. Gene Ontology annotation, molecular function: proton-transporting ATPase activity, rotational mechanism. Gene Ontology annotation, cellular component: proton-transporting V-type ATPase, V0 domain. NCBI's taxonomy places the organism in Eukaryota, Fungi, Ascomycota, Dothideomycetes, Venturiales, Sympoventuriaceae. Gene Ontology annotation, biological process: proton transmembrane transport. The coding region runs from base 127 to 612 and encodes 161 amino acids. The record is from RefSeq and is a predicted model, not a curated record. The transcript is spliced from 5 exons.
CUUCUAUCUGGUCCACGUUAUUACGAUCCAACCACCAUCCCGCUGCCAUCAACUCGUCUUCUCCAUCUCUGUGCCUUUGAACAAGAAGCUUAACUAGCUUGUCAAUCCCUCUGAACAAUCGUCGCGAUGGCUACUGAUCUUUGUCCUGUUUAUGCCCCUUUCUUCGGCGCGAUGGGCUGCACAUCAGCCAUUGUCUUCACUUGCUUUGGCGCCGCCUACGGUACCGCUAAGUCAGGUGUCGGUAUCGCGGCCAUGGGUGUUCUCCGCCCUGAUCUGAUCGUCAAGAAUAUCAUUCCUGUCAUUAUGGCAGGUAUCAUUGGUAUCUACGGUCUUGUCGUAUCUGUCUUGAUUUCCAACGACCUCAAGCAACAGACACCGCUGUUCACAGGUUUCAUUCAACUGGGAGCAGGUCUGGCUGUUGGUCUGGCAGGUCUGGCUGCUGGUUUCGCUAUUGGUAUUGUUGGCGACGCCGGUGUGCGUGGCUCUGCUCAGCAACCAAGACUCUUUGUUGGCAUGAUCCUGAUUCUCAUUUUCGCUGAAGUCCUGGGUUUGUACGGCCUUAUCGUCGCGCUGUUGAUGAACUCGCGAACUGGCCAGGAUGUGACCUGCUAAGCGCAGAGAGCAUAUAAACGCAGCCCCCUGACAAUAGUUUCUGCGUUAACGGAUUCGGGCGACGAACUCCACACUCUCUUAGAUUGUUAGGACAGUGAGUCAAAUGGCACGAAUAUGGACAGGAUAGGGAUGCUGGUCGAGAUCACGUCCAAAUAUGGACAACAAUUGCAUUCUUGCAAGCGGCGAAUGACAAAGUAGAUAUUGGGAUCUGUUGGCAUUAGGAUCUUCUCGGCGUUUUAAUGUGUAACAAAUAGCACGUUGGAUUCGAAUUGUGCACAUGUUCAUCUACAUUUUUCGCAGAUUGCCAUUUGUUUUAUUUCGUCGACUUUGCACUUGGAUUCCAGAAUUGCUAAACUUCUCGUCUAGUGAAUACAAUGGCAUACAAGUAUCGACGGCCCACUGCUCCUGAGCAGUCUCAC